Molecule: messenger RNA, 378 nt
Organism: Anthostomella pinea
Lineage: Eukaryota; Fungi; Ascomycota; Sordariomycetes; Xylariales; Xylariaceae
Source: the annotation of a GenBank genome assembly
AUGGCCACGAUCUCUUCCUCACAAUCUCACCCUUCACAGUCCUUUCCUCCGCAGCCCCAUCCUCCACAGUUCCAUCCUCCGCAGUUCCAUCCUCCGCAGUACUAUCUUCCACAGUACUAUCUUCCACAGUACUAUCUUCCACAGUACUAUCUUCCACAGAACAAUCCUCCACAGCCUCAGUUCAUCGACCACCAAUCCGUGGGCACUCGGAGCCAAAUCACUCACGGUGAGCCAAUGGACAACCUUGGCGAGCGGGGACGCAGAGAUAAUCGAACAAGUUCAGCUGACACGCCGCCUCUGAUUGACGAGAACCCUCUAUCUACCUCAGAUGAUGAAGACGGAAGAGUCUUUCGUUAUGAUAUGGACGCAAACUUCUAG